Symbiodinium necroappetens is the source of this 1917-nucleotide messenger RNA. Lineage: Eukaryota; Dinophyceae; Suessiales; Symbiodiniaceae. The record is from the annotation of a GenBank genome assembly.
AUGUGUGCCGAUCCCACUGCAAGCACCUUCGCAGAAGCCACGCGCCUGCUCCUGGCCGUUCUGGGCUUCAUCUGUGAAGGUGCCUGCCCGCCAAUGCUUCGGAAUCAUGUUGUGACGAGAGGUCCAUACAGCUUAAGUUGGCACGGCAUUUCGCCGACCGACCUGCUGCGUGAAUGGUUUGAUGGUGAUGAGCUGCUAGCUCUGUACGCAGAGGAGGACAUGAGAAGGGUCUUUGAAAGUGGACGGCCUGCUGCGAAGUGCCAGUUCAUCACCUUGCUUUCUCGAGUCGCUCUGGUGGAGGCCGCUCGCCCUGGUACUGGUCGAUGCUUGCGCGCGAAGUGGCAAGACGUUUUCCAGCUCUUCCCUGAGAUCAGCUUGAUCCGAGCGCUGAUGACACACUUCCGUCGAAGAUGCUGGGACGACACACGCGAUCGCAGCAGGAGCCGCAGCCGGAGCCGUGAACGGCGAAAGGAGCCCAAAGUCAAACAGGGCGAUCGCAAUGAUCGCGACUCGCAGCGAUUUUUCUUGAAGGGCACUGCAGAUCUGGAUGAAAAUCAGAUUCGAGAGCACUUCAAAGAAUUUGGCCAGAUUACGAACUGCAAUGUCUUGAUGGACAAGCGCAAGAAGCAAUUUCGAGGAAUGUGCUUCCUCACCAUGAAGCCGGAGGGUUUCUACAAAGGAAAAAAGAAUAGCAAGCAAGACCUGGUCGAGUGGAUGCUGGGAGAGUCGCACGUGAUCAAAGGCAAGCAGCUAGAAGUCACGCAGGCGGACGAGAAGCCCGAGGAGGAUGAGGACCGCAAGCGUGAGGAGAGGGUGGAGGAGCGGCGCCUGACUCGCUUGGACAAGGAGCAGCGCAUGAGCCGUGCACUUGGUGGUGUUGUGCUCGAUAGGGGGCAAGAGAAGCUGGUCCCGUCUCCGUGGUUUAAGCGAUGGAGGCACCGUCUCUGGGACGACUCGCCUAAGGGCCUCUCGCCGAUUUCAUGGAAGGAUGCCAAUCUGUCGGGGCUCUGUGGCACGAUCUGGAGCGAGAUCGCGGAGCAUGCGACACGAACUGGUGAUAAGACUGUGAAGGAAGCUUUGGCGUUCUUUCGUGAUGUCGAAUCAGACACCACACGGUGGCUUUUCAUUCCCGGUGCCGAUAUCCUUCUCAUUGUGGGGGAUGGGCUUCUCACGCUGACCGCACUUGGAAUCUUCGUCACGCCGGAUUAUGCCGAGCCAGUAGCACCGCCUACGAUGAGCACACUAGUCAAUAUCGUGAUCCCCACGUUCGCCUCGACCAAUCCCGCGGCACAAGCCAGCCCUGUCUGUGCACCGCAGAUGCCCCAAUUGUCGUUCUCUGCCCGGCCGGAGCUGAAUCGAAUGCAGAAGGGUAACAACGAUGACUGCAAAAUCUUUGUUGGCGGCCUUCCACUGUCUACGACAUUGGACCAACUUCUGCGAUGCUUCGCAGCGUACGGUCAGGUCACAGAUGCUGUGAUCAUGACAGACAAGAUGACGGGGAAGCCUCGCGGUUUCGCUUUUAUUUGCUACGAAACAGCUGAGAGUGUCUUGUCGGUGCUGCAACACCAUGACAAGCACCAUGUCAAUGGCAAGUGGGUGGACGUGAAACGUGCAAUCGCAGACUUUCUGCCUGGACCGCGCAGAAUGGAGCCUGCAGAUGCCGGCCUGCCAGCCGGGACCGCAGCGGAAUUCACACCGGGUGCGGCGCAGGUACAAGCCAACCCUGCAGCCCUCUACGAGCCCGGAUGCAAUCAGUUUCCACAAGCACAGGAAAAAUGGCCGCUAUCAAUGAUUCAAGUUCCCAGUUGGGGGCCACGGCAAAGCCUGGGUGGGAGGUCCGUGCCAGAUGCGAGCACAGGCAGAAGUGUCGUUCCAGCUGCUUCGGUGCGAAAUUGGAGCCGAGGAUCCCCUCGCUGA